AUGCCUGGAAAUUACGAAAAUGUCAAUGUUACUGAACAAAUUAUAAAUCAAAAACCAACUUCUAAUAUUGAACAAAAUUUUUACGAUUAUUUUCCCGAAUUUGAAUCUCUUUUAAUCAGAAAAAUGAAUCUUUACAAAAUCGAAUUUGAAAUUGAGCCUUACUUGUCGGUGCCUCUCAUUACCCCCAAAUACGUUCUUAAAAUUAUCAGAAAUGAUUUUGGAGAUGUGUUUCGUAACUACAACAUUUUCGAUUGUCGCUCAGUAGAGGAGUAUGAAAUGGGGCACGUCGUUGGUGCAAGUUUAAUGUCAGAACGUGCAGCAAGAAAGAAAUUCACAUUAGCUGGAAGCAAUUCUAUUCUUAUUUUUUAUUGUGAAUUUUCGUCGAAAAGAUGCAAACAAAUUAUUUCAAUCAUUCAAAAAGUUAACACAAAAGGAAUUCGGGAAGGAAAAUCUUUAUUAUAUCCCAAUUUGGCAAUUAUAGAAGGAGGAUAUUGUAAUUUCUACAAACAAUAUCCCCACUACUGUGAUCCAAGAGGAUAUCUUACUGAGCAAGAAGCCUACAGAAACUAUUUGAUGAAAAACAAAUUUUAG
Molecule: messenger RNA, 591 nt
Organism: Octopus sinensis (East Asian common octopus)
Lineage: Eukaryota; Metazoa; Mollusca; Cephalopoda; Octopoda; Octopodidae
Product: M-phase inducer phosphatase 2-like
Exons: 2
Coding region: 1-591 (196 amino acids)
Biological process (GO): positive regulation of G2/M transition of mitotic cell cycle; G2/M transition of mitotic cell cycle; positive regulation of G2/MI transition of meiotic cell cycle
Cellular component (GO): nucleus; cytoplasm
Molecular function (GO): protein tyrosine phosphatase activity
Source: RefSeq, a predicted model, not a curated record